UUGACAUUCAAAACAAUAUGAAGUAGUAAUUAUUUGCUCUUUGAAAACGUUGAUCAUUGAUUUGGAAAGGAAAAUAAAUAUUUUGUUGAAGAAAUAAUUAAGUGUUAUCAAAAUGGCUAGUAUACCGUUAAUGUAUGCGCAGGAGGACUGUGAAUUGGGAGAAAAGGGAAGCAUUGAGGAUGAUUUUGCAUAUCGCAACAAUGUUAUGAAUGCGGAUAAGGAUAUUCGUCUUGGCUUUAUUAGAAAAGUUUAUAGCUUGCUGACAGUACAAUUGUUGGUCACUGUCGCAAUUGCCUCCGUUUUUUUACUUGUUAAGCCAGUACAAGUAUUUAUACAUUCCAAUGAAUGGAUGGUACUAAUUGCAUUUAUUCUGAGUAUGGGGACACUACUUGCACUGAUUGUUAAACGUCGUGAAUAUCCUACAAACCUCUACCUCCUGGCUGGUUUUACUGUGGUGCAAGCAUACACUAUUGGUGUAGUGGUGUCAUACUUUGACACAUUCAUUGUCCUUCAAGCCCUGGGACUCACAUUCACUGUGGUUCUGGCUCUGACUUUAUUCACAUUCAAUACAAAGAGGGAUUUCUCUUUCGUCGGAUAUGGCCUCGUAGCCGGUCUCAGCGUGCUUAUUAUCGGAGGUAUUAUUCAAAUCUUCCUUCAAAGUUCUGCCUUCGAAAUCGCCCUUUCUUUCACCGGAGCUGUAUUCUUUGGACUUUUCCUUAUCUUUGACACUCAACAGCUUAUGACAACUCUAUCCCCAGAAGAAUAUAUCCUCGCCACUAUCAAUUUGUACAUGGAUAUACUAAACCUCUUUCUAUACAUUUUGCGUAUUUUAAACGAACUUAACCGUAACUGAACAGUAUUAAGUGUGAAUUCUGCUAUUGUAUAUAAGGCUAUAUUUUUCAGAUACUUCGAUAUUUUUGUGAAAUGGCUGUGAAUGCUAAAUUCCAAACGUUUUUAAAAAUUAUUUUAUUAUCCGACGUUCGUACGAUAAAUGCGCUCUUUAUUAACUACGGUAGCUUCUGCGUGCUGAAGUAGUUAUAUAUAAUUAAGACAUUGACAUAUAAAUUUGUAUCUUUGUAAAUUGUUGGCGUUUUGUUUCUACUAUUUAAAAAAAUGUUCUAACACCCAACAAAAUAAUAUAUUUUUUAUUAGAAAAUAAAGAAGCCCCUCUAUAAAUAGUUAAAUUUUCAGUUUUGAUGGUGGAUGUAGAACGAGGUCGGAUUCUGAAUUUUUGUUAUUUCAUAGCACAAUAUCUAUUACUUCAUCGUUAUAAACGUGAUUAUUUUAAUAAAUUGUUUGGAAAUCAAAAA
Molecule: messenger RNA, 1310 nt
Organism: Pieris napi
Lineage: Eukaryota; Metazoa; Arthropoda; Insecta; Lepidoptera; Pieridae
Product: protein lifeguard 4-like
Exons: 5
Coding region: 113-853 (246 amino acids)
Biological process (GO): negative regulation of apoptotic process
Cellular component (GO): membrane
Source: RefSeq, a predicted model, not a curated record